Molecule: messenger RNA, 5489 nt
Organism: Rhineura floridana
Lineage: Eukaryota; Metazoa; Chordata; Lepidosauria; Squamata; Rhineuridae
Gene: TFAP2A
Product: transcription factor AP-2 alpha
Exons: 7
Coding region: 2563-4014 (483 amino acids)
Biological process (GO): regulation of transcription by RNA polymerase II; regulation of cell population proliferation; anatomical structure development
Cellular component (GO): nucleus
Molecular function (GO): RNA polymerase II transcription regulatory region sequence-specific DNA binding; DNA-binding transcription factor activity, RNA polymerase II-specific
Source: RefSeq, a predicted model, not a curated record
GCUUUCCCGGGGCUGGGGCAUACUUCAGAGAGGCUCUCCCCAGUCCACCCCACAACCCAAGCCACCCGGCCUCCCCCUCCCCCUCCCCUUCCCUCUCAAAAAGACCCCAAAGCCUAGCUGCCUUUGGGAAGCCCCUGGCGGCAGCCAGCCAUGCUUCGGAAGCCCCACUUCGGCCCCAGGCUCUGUGGCACUUCUUCCUGCUGGAGACGACGGCGUGUGCGGGAUUGUCCCGGGGGCCGGGCGGAGGCGACCCGAUUUGUGGGCAGGAAGGGGUGUUUAGAAAACUCGGCGGAUCCGAAGGCGAAGGAAACGAGCAUUCCUGGCCAAACAGUUAGUGGGGAGGAGGGAAGAGGAGAAGGCGAUGGAAUGAAUGAGUCGAAGGAGUGAAUGAGAAGGAGAAAAGGCGACGACGAGGGUGCUGAGUCAGCAGAGGGAUCCCCAAGCUGCCCUCAAGAGGUCUGCGCCACGGAGGUCUUGGAGCCAGAGGUCGGCUGAGCCACACAGAGGGACCUCCCUCUGGCUUGGACCAUUGUCACUUCUGCGUCAAAGGUCGCUGGCUGCUGUUCUCCUGGCUCUUCUCAGCCACUUGACUGGAGUUUGAGGGCUUGCGGGGCUUGCAAGCACGCUUUUCAGCUCAAAAGCCGCCUCAGAGGCGCUGCUCUUGGGAGAUGCUUCUUGGGCGGCGGAGAAGCAGGGACAGGACACUGUACACCGUGCCAGAGCAGAUGCUUACUGGUCCACUCACUUACUGUCAUCUUAGAGGUAUAUCAUGCAAUUAUAUAGGGUGUAAGGGGUUGAUAAAAGAGAUGGAGAGAUACAUGUAUCUGAUGUUAAGAGGCUGAUUUUAGAAAGAAGGAUAGGUACGUGCAUAGAUAGGCAUGGAUGGACCGCUAGGGUGAACUCAAGGAUGCUUCUUAAAUGAACGCAUCUCAUAGUUGUUGUGCGUAGGGGCUGUCCUGUUCAACACUUUAAAGGAGUUUCCGGCUGGUGGGAUCUGGUGCUUCAAAACUCUGUUUUGUGCAUCUUCCUUUCCCAUCUCUGUCCAAAGGCUUGGUGUGCCACAUAGUCUCUCCCUCUCAUGAACACACAAACACACACUUCCUUAAUGCUGUGCGCAGAAUAGAAUCCGACAAGCGCCGGUCUGGAAGGUUAAUUAAGAAAACAAAUGUGGGUUGGAUUUAUGGCUCCUUUGGAGAGGCAAGUCUGUCUUCAAACGUCAGAAACUGAGAGUAGGCGGCGUGCAGGACCAGAUCACCUUCUCAUUUACCCCAAAGAAUGGGAAAAGACGCAUGGUUCUCUCUCCCUCCCUCCCUCUUUUCCACCUACCCUCCGAAACAGUCGUUUUAGGGCGAAAGUCACUCAUUUCUCCGUGUUGAGGCGUGGUACACGUGCGGCUGUGGAUUUGCUUGCAAAUGCCUUUUGUUGCUUUCUCGCUUUUGCGGCUUCACACCGAGUUGAUAAACAAGCAAAUCCAGCGGCGAGGGUUCCAAAGCCGGCUGCGUUGGUGUUUGGAGUGGUUUGUGUGCUUCGGCGCGAUUUCUCCAGUUAAGGGAAGAUAUCGCUGCGGUUACGGUGGUUGCAGAACGCUUGAAACUGACGAGCAGAUCUUGAAACUGACGAAUAAUACAAUCCCAUUCAGUUAAACCCAGAUACGUGGGCACAGAAUUGCAGUUUAAGACUGUAGUGCCAUCCUCACACUUAAGUGGGAGUAAUUUCCCUUGAUCCUAAUGGGAUUUACUUCAAGUAAACAUACAUAAUGUCUCAGUGCUCGAGAGCUUGGAGGAUAUUGCCUUUUAUGAAACGUUUAUUUCUAAAGUCUGACAGCUUUUAGAACUUGGAUAUUAGUGCUCUUGACUUGGAAUGAAUUCGCUUCAGCGUUUGCUUAAUGAGACUGGCCUUGAAUGGUAGCUUAAAUCGCCCCCACUCUCAAUAUUUGCAACAGCUUCGGGAUUUGGAGAGAGAGAGAGAAUAAUUCCGUGUUUCGGCAGUGAAGCUAUAGUUCUCCUGCGUGUCUGUGAAAAUACAAAGUCGGAAGGCAACCACUCUGCAUAGCUGAAGGUGCUUGCUUCUCUCUCCGCCCCCCCCCACCCUUUUUCUUCUUCUCAUUUGGUUAGGUGUGCUCUGGGAGUUUUGCAGGGACAUGCUCGGUCGGCGGCAGAGCGCCUGUUGUUAUGAUAAGCCGGCAGGAGGAAAAGUGGAGCAUGCCUGUCAUCUCACAGGAUUCGCUGGCUGCGAGUUGCCCAGCCAGUUGGACGGGUUGGGCCGAGUCUGGGAGCCCCAGCUUGUCAGGGCCAGCAAAGCGUCAGUCGCCUCCCUUUUUUACCCUUCCCUCCCCCCACAUUCCUCGCCACCCCUUUCCCCGAUCCUCAGCCCCAGAGGGGGGGAAAGGCUCCGCGGGGCUCCCGAGACGCGGAGAGUAGCUGCACAGCCCCGAUCCCCUGGGGACUGAGCGCCGAGGGGCGACGGAGAUCCCACGCGCCGAACAGGAAGGGCCCUUUUCCUCCAGCCCGGGGCUCCGGCGAGGCCCUGCCGCCGCCGCCGCCGCUGCCGGGCCCUCGAGUCAUGGACGUGACGCAGCAGGACGCCGCUGGAGCCGAGCGGCCGGGCCCAGCCGAGCAGGGGCAGCGGAAAAGCGGGGGCCCCGAGCCUGGCGCUGAGAGGGCCUCCUCCGGGACCGAGAGGGGAGCCGGAGCCCAGCAACUCUUGGCCCUGCCUUUCGAGGCGCCUGCCUUCCCGCCGCCGGAGGACCGUCACGAUGGUACCAGCAACGGGACAGCCCGGCUACCCCAGUUGGGGAGUGUAGGUCAAUCCCCCUACACUAGCGCCCCUCCGCUCUCCCACACGCCCAACGCUGACUUCCAGCCCCCUUAUUUCCCUCCGCCGUAUCAGCCCAUUUACCCUCAGUCCCAAGAUCCCUAUUCCCACGUCAACGACCCCUACAGCCUGAACCCUCUUCACGCCCAGCCCCAACCCCAACACCCAGGCUGGCCAGGACAGAGACAGAACCAGGACACGGGGCUUUUACACACACACCGAGGACUUCCCCAUCAGCUCUCCGGCUUGGAUCCACGAAGGGAUUACCGGCGGCACGAAGAUCUAUUGCACGGACCUCACGGCUUGAGCUCAGGACUAGGAGACAUCCCCAUUCAUUCGAUACCUCACUCUCUAGAAGAUGUACCGCACGUAGAGGACCCGGGUAUUAACAUCCCAGAUCAAACUGUAAUUAAGAAAGGCCCCGUGUCCCUCUCCAAGUCUAACGCCAACGCCGUCUCCUCCAUCCCCAUCAACAAGGACACGCUCUUCGGCGGCGUGGUGAACCCCAACGAGGUCUUCUGUUCUGUGCCCGGCCGCCUGUCCCUCCUCAGCUCCACCUCCAAAUACAAGGUCACGGUGUCAGAAGUGCAGAGGCGCCUGUCCCCGCCGGAGUGCCUCAACGCGUCUCUGCUGGGCGGAGUGCUUCGGAGGGCAAAAUCAAAAAAUGGAGGGAGAUCUUUGAGAGAAAAACUGGACAAAAUAGGAUUAAAUUUGCCAGCUGGGAGACGUAAAGCUGCUAAUGUUACCCUGCUGACAUCACUAGUAGAGGGAGAAGCAGUUCAUCUAGCUAGAGAUUUUGGUUACGUCUGUGAAACAGAAUUUCCUGCCAAAGCAGUAGCUGAAUUUCUCAACCGACAACAUUCCGAUCCAAAUGAGCAAGUCACAAGAAAAAACAUGCUUCUAGCUACAAAACAGAUCUGCAAGGAGUUCACCGACCUGCUGGCUCAGGACCGAUCUCCUCUGGGGAACUCUCGGCCCACCCCUAUUCUGGAGCCAGGCAUUCAGAGCUGCCUGACGCACUUCAACCUCAUCUCACACGGCUUCGGCAGCCCUGCUGUGUGUGCUGCAGUCACCGCCCUGCAGAACUAUCUCACCGAGGCACUCAAGGCCAUGGACAAAAUGUACCUCAGCAACAAUCCUAAUAGCCACACAGACAACAGCACCAAAAGUGGAGACAAAGAAGAGAAGCACAGAAAAUGAGGAUUUUCCUUCUCCACCCCCUGCCCAACUAGCCAGCCUAGCUCUCUCUUCAUUUCUCUUUCCCUCCUUCCCUCCCACAUCACCUCAAGGCUACAGCAACAGAAGCCCACAGAUCUUCUACCCCAGCCUAUUAACACAGUAGGACUGGAAACCUACGUACCCCACCCCCACCCACAAGCUCUCCUCCUUUCCUCCCUCCGGCACUUCCCAGUUCACCCUCAGUUGCUGCCCAGUCUGGAGCCUAAGAAAAUGAACAAGGCAAUGGAGCCAGCCUAGGAUUUUUAUUUUUAUUUUUGGUCAUCUCAGUUUGUGUGAACUUUUCAUUUUUUAAAAAAGAUAAAAACAAAUAACGACAAAAAAAAAUAAAAAAUAGAACUUUUUUCUAAAAAAAAGAGAAAGUACUAAAAUAAAAGAUUAAUAAACAAUUAAAUAAAUGUGGAGAAAAUAAAUGAGCUUCAUCGGACUGAAUCACCACCUCCCCUUACACAAACCUCCGUUUAAGAUUGUAGCCAUAUUUAAAAGAGAGAGAGAGAGAGUAAAAAAAGGAUGAUGAUGACAUUUUAUCAGUAUUGUGAAUAAACUUGAACACAAACCACAUGCAGUUCCAUGUCAUGUCUUCAGUUGUAGAACCUUUCUUCUGCCCAAGGUAAAGCAACCAAUUUGAACUUUCUUAUGGUGACACCAAUUCACAGUUCUUCUAUAAGGGGAUCAGUGUUCAUGUAUGUAUAUAUUUAUUUAUGUGUAAUUUAAUGGGAAUUGUAAAUAUGGUGAGUCUGUUUGAAACUUUUUUUAUUUAUCUGGUGAUCUCGUUUACCUCUUGUUUAGUGGGUUUUUAAAUCUUCCCCUUUCUUAGUUCCAUCACUGUGGUUCAUGGUUACUUAUUUAGAAAUUGGGGGAGGAGUUUUUUGGAGGGAGGGGGUGGUAUUUUUCUGGGAUUCAUCACUUCAGCCCUGUUGUAGCAUGUUUUUAAAAGGCAACAAUAAAGCAGCUAAACAAAUAAAAUAACCUGGAUUUUAAUAAUAUAUUAUUAGUAUGACCUUUAGCUUUUCAUUGAUAAAGGGACCCCUCCCCCUGCACCACCACCACCUGAAAUGAUGUUUGAUCCCCUUCAGGAGAGAUCCCCACCCCCAAGUAUUAGUAGUUUCUAACAAUCCCUUACAUUUUGUGGCUUAAAAAAGGAAGAAAAGAAACAAAAAGUGUAUAUCCAGUGUCCUACUGAAAGCAUCAUCAGAGCAAUAAAUUGGUAUUGUCUAUUCAGAUAAAGGAUUAGGGAUCUUCUCCCCCCCCCCUUCAUUUUGCUUUCCCCCCAAAGAACUUCCUUACAUUUGGGACCACCUGGUAUCCACUAUUUCCACUGGCCAUAUUGGAAGCAGUUAUAGUUGUAUUGUAUUGAGUUGUGCUGGCAGUAGUUUCCAUGCCUGUCAAUGUAUCAUAGUCCUUUGUUGCCCAGAUAAAUAAAUAUUUGAUACGCUUUA